Tetrahymena thermophila SB210 is the source of this 2115-nucleotide messenger RNA. RefSeq names its product glutamine-dependent NAD(+) synthetase protein. Lineage: Eukaryota; Ciliophora; Oligohymenophorea; Hymenostomatida; Tetrahymenidae. The transcript has 4 exons. Gene Ontology annotation, biological process: NAD+ biosynthetic process. Gene Ontology annotation, molecular function: ATP binding; NAD+ synthase (glutamine-hydrolyzing) activity; glutaminase activity. Gene Ontology annotation, cellular component: cytoplasm. The record is from RefSeq and is a predicted model, not a curated record.
AUGGAUAAGCUGUUUAUAGAGUCAUAGUUUACUACUGCCAAAGUAGCAACUUGCACAUUAAACUAAUGGGCAAUGGAUUUUGAAUGGAAUAAAAACAAUAUCAUUAAAUCAAUUAAGCAAGCUAAGGCUCAAGGGUGUACUAUUCGUUUAGGUCCAGAACUAGAAGUAACAGGUUAUAGCUGUGAAGAUCAUUUUCUAGAAACAGAUACUAUUACUCAUUCAUGGGAAGUGUUAGCAGAAAUAUUAGAUUCAGAUAUUACAAACGGUAUUUUAUGUGCUAUUGGAAUGCCUGUUUUGCACAAUAACAUACUUUUUAAUUGUGCUGUUAUAGUCCUUAAUAAGCAGAUAUUAUUGAUCAGACCUAAAAUAUAUCUUGCAGAAGGAGGUAAUUACAGAGAGCCUAGAUUUUUCACAGCUUGGGGUAUUAAUAAAGAGAUUGAGACAUUUGAACUUCCUAUGAUAAUUUAGUAAAUAACAAAACAAAAGAGUGUUCCUUUUGGAAAUGCAAUUAUCCAAACAUUAGAUACCCGUAUUGGUAUUGAAACAUGUUAAGAACUUUGGAUGCCAAGCACAUUAAGCAGUGUUCUAAGUCUAAAUGGAGUAGAAAUAUUUUUAAACAUGAGCGGUUCUCAUUACGAAACAAAUAAACAAAAGCGUAGAUUAAAUAUGAUCCUUGAAGCAACUAUCAAAACUGGAGCAAUUUAUUUAUAUUCUAAUUUAAGAGGUUGUGAUGGUAAUAGAAUUUACUUUGAUGGUGCUUCUAUUAUCGCUUAAAAUGGAAAAAUUCUAUCUAUGACAGAUAUGUUUGCACUCUAAGAUAUUGAUUUGGUAAUAACCUAAGUUGAUCUUGAUAGAGUCAGAUCAUCUCGUGCAGAAAAUAAGUCUUUUGGUGAGCAAGCAUUAGAAGUAAAAAGGUACCCAGUUGUUCAUGCUGAUAUAAGUAUUGCUCAAAUACCUUUUAGUGAGUCUGUAUAUAAAGAACUCUCAGAUGAAGAAGUUUUGCAAUACAUAGUUCAUGAUUUAUCUUAUGGUCCAUCAUGCUAUCUCUGGGAUUAUUUAAGGAGAUCUGGAGCUAAUGGUUUCUUUUUACCUCUUUCUGGAGGUGCUGACAGUGCUUCAACUGCCCUAAUUGUUUAUAAUAUGUGUUGUGUUGCUUUUGAAACUAUGAAAAAUGAUGAAAGUAUUCUCCAGACUUUGCGUUAAAUAGUUAAAGAUGAAUCUUUUAUGCCUACUAAUCCUAAAGAUAUUUGUAAAAGAGUAUUAUAUACAGGGUAUUUAGGAACAAGAAACAGCUCUUAAGAGACCAGAGACCUUGCUUAAUUACUCUCUGAAGAAAUUAAUAGCACUCACUACAACGUAAAUAUUGAAAAGGUAUUUAAGGCUUUUGAAGAUAUAGCAGAAGAAACAUUUGGUAAAAGGCCUGAAUUUAACAAAUCCUAUGCAGAGGAUAUCGCCUUAUAAAAUAUUUAGUCACGUUCUAGAAUGAUUACAUCUUUCUUAAUGGGUUAGCUUGCUCCUUGGAAUAAAGGUUUAAAUGGAUUUUUGUUAGUUUUGGGUAGUGCUAACCUUGAUGAAGGAUUAAGAGGUUACCUUACAAAGUAUGAUUGUUCAUCUGCAGACAUCAAUCCUAUUGGAUCUAUUUCUAAAACUGAUGUUAGAAAACUUCUUCAAUGGAACUACGAAAAGAGAAAUAUCUAAGCAGCAAAGAAAAUAUUAGAUUUAGUACCUACUGCUGAGCUUAAACCUCUAAAUGGAGAUAAGUUUGCUCAAACUGAUGAAUAAGAUAUGGGAAUGACAUACGAUGAGCUUGGAGUGUAUGGAAAAUGGAGAAAGAAUGAUAAGCUAGGUCCAGUUUCUAUGUUCAAAAGAGCUGUAUCUUCAUGGAAGCAUUUGAAACCAUAAGCUAUUGCAGAGAAAAUAAAACAUUUCUUUAAAUAUUAUGCCUUGAACAGACACAAAUAAACUGUUAUUACCCCUUCUUUCCAUGCAGAAAGCUAUUCUACAGAUGAUAACAGAUUUGAUCUUAGAUAGUUCCUUUAUAACUUUAAAUGGCCUUUCUAAUUUAAGCGUAUAGAUAAGCUUGCAGAAGAACUUGAAAAAAAUCAAAAAAAAUGA